GAGUUCGUUUCAAACAAAUGUAAACAAACAGAGAACAGGCUUGCUUCAGUGAUAGAAAUAUAGGUUUUAUUUAAGAUAGUGCUAAUUGUAGCUUCAUUUCAAUGAAAGUAAUACUAGAAUCGAAAACAAGGUGCUCACGUAUCACAAAUGUAUCACGGAGCAUCAUACGCUUUAAUUGUCCUCAAUCGUUACUGAUGGUUUUAGUAUGGUGCUGUACUGCAGGAUGGAUUUUCCAAUCUGUUUCGGAAGUGCAAGCUUUGAGGAAAUAUGCAGCUACUGAUAUGCAUCGUAUGCGCGAACGAGUCCGUCAAAUGUUUCAUCAUGCGUACGAUGGUUAUCUGCAGUAUGGUGCUCCAUACGACGAGUUGCGGCCUUUAUCCUGCGAUGCUAUUGACACUUGGGGUAGUUAUUCGCUAACAUUGAUUGACGCACUCGAUACAUUAGCAGUCAUGGGUAACUACACUGAGUUUGGCCGUGUGGUACAACUUUUGCAAGAUAGAUCAUUUGAUGCAGACAUCAACGUAUCAGUGUUCGAAACAAAUAUUCGCAUAAUUGGUGGACUUUUGUCGGCCCAUUUACUUUCUUAUCAUGCCGAUCUGGCAUCCAUGGGAUUAGUUAAACCAGGUUGGCCCUGUGAAGGUCCACUAUUGGAAAUGGCACAGGAUGUUGCGCAGCGUUUAUUGCCGGCAUUCGAUACCGCUACGGGCAUGCCGUACGGCACGGUAAAUUUGCGCCACGGUGUACCAUAUGGAGAAACAUCGGUCACCUGUACUGCGGGUAUCGGAACUUUUAUACUGGAAUUUGGCACCCUCAGCAGACUGACAGGAAAUUCCGUAUACGAAGAUGUUGCAAUGAAUGCUCUGUCCGCACUGUACAAACACCGCUCCCCAAUAGGAUUGUAUGGAAAUCAUAUCGAUGUACAAACUGGUCGCUGGAUAGCACAGGAUGCCGGCAUUGGUGCUGGGGUGGAUUCAUAUUUUGAAUAUUUAGUAAAAGGAUCAAUCCUGCUCGAACGACCUGAGCUGAUGGGCAAAUUCCUCGAAAGUAAGGCAGCGAUUGAUCGCUAUUUGAAACGAGAAGAUUGGUACGUUUGGGUUAGCAUGAGCAAAGGUCAGAUCACGCUACCCGUAUUUCAGUCACUCGAAGCAUACUGGCCAGGUUUACUUAGUUUGUAUGGCAAUACAAAGGAAGCGCUACGUGUACUGCACAACUACCAGUCCGUUUGGCGUCAGUAUGGAUUUCUACCGGAAUUUUACAAUAUUCCCACCGGAGAAGCUGGUGCAAAUCGUGAAAAUUAUCCCCUGCGGCCAGAGCUAAUUGAAUCGGUAAUGUAUCUGUAUCGUGCUACCGGCGAUCCAUUCCUACUGGAGGUAGGCGAAAACAUCCUUGAAAGCAUCGAGUAUAGCGCCAAGACGGCAUGUGGCUACGCGACGAUACGGAACGUUCUGACGCACCAACAAGAGGAUCGUAUGGAAUCGUUUUUUUUGGCCGAAACUACCAAAUAUCUGUACCUAUUGUUUGAUCCAAAUAAUGUGCUGCACAAUGAUGGGAGCAUUGGCAAUGUUAUUAAUGUAGUGCACAACGAAGAUGAUAAAGAUGAAAUGUACGAAUGUGUCGUAGGUGCUGGGGGAUACAUUUUCAACACGGAAGCCCAUCCAAUCGAUCCAACGGCACUGCGGUGCUGUGAAGCAAUUCAUGGCAACAUUUUUGCUGACCGGACAUCCGCAAAUCAAAACAAAAACAAUUCCCCGCGAGGCGAACUGUUUCUUUCGAAAGGUCAACGGAAAAUGGUUCAAUCACAGCAAAAGGAAAAUGUACAACAAUUAUGGAAUCGCUCCAUACGUAAAGAACCAACAUUUGCUACGAAUUCGGACGUUGGAACAAAACCCGUUGUUGAUAGAAUGACCACCAUAAGUCUUCCUACCGGCACUAUGAAUCGUGAUGUGGAAAAAGUAGAGAGUAUUCCCAGUGAUAUUAAGAUCAAAACUAUCUCAUCAACCGUACCCAUUUCAAGCAAAGAUAUGAAAUCAUCUUCGAUGUUACACUAUACAGAAUCAUCGCAAAUAGUAGAUGAUGCUAGUCAUGUUCUUUCAUCUGUAUCGGGUGAAAUUGCGGAACCAUCGUCAAUCAUUGCACCGAAGGAAACGAAAUGCAGCAGCAGCAGUAGAGACAAAUCUAAUUACAUCAUUUUUGGAUCAGACCCUAUGAAGGAAGAAUCAUCUGCAUUGAAAGAAGAUUCUUGCAAUAUUAUGGUAAAAUCAACACUAACGUCAACCAAGGAUGGCAAUAAUGAAAAUGAGGAAGAUAAAACAAUGGCAACGCUAUUAAAACUCGUGCAGAGCAUGUUUCACACAACCGUCGGCCAGCAUGAUACGAAAAGAUCUAAGUUUGAUCGUGAAAAAUUUUAUCAACACUUGAUCAGAAAGCGUAUGUUAGAAGAAGAAAGUAGUAAAUACAACGCAUCGGCACCAUCGCCGACCAAAGAUGAAAAGCAGCACGAGCUGCUACUGUGUCGCGCACAACCUUAUCUUCAUCGGCUAACUCUAAUUGGCGAGUUCUAUUAAAGUGUGGGGGUUGUAAACGUUGCUUGAAAUAAAAAAAGUGUAAGUGUCAUGAAAUUGGA
This is a messenger RNA of Anopheles funestus (African malaria mosquito), 2623 nucleotides long. It is a transcript of the gene Edem1, whose product is annotated as ER degradation-enhancing alpha-mannosidase-like protein 2. The transcript has 2 exons. Gene Ontology annotation, biological process: endoplasmic reticulum mannose trimming; carbohydrate metabolic process; mannose trimming involved in glycoprotein ERAD pathway. Gene Ontology annotation, cellular component: endoplasmic reticulum; membrane. Bases 102 to 2564 code for a protein of 820 amino acids. Gene Ontology annotation, molecular function: mannosyl-oligosaccharide 1,2-alpha-mannosidase activity; calcium ion binding. NCBI's taxonomy places the organism in Eukaryota, Metazoa, Arthropoda, Insecta, Diptera, Culicidae. The record is from RefSeq and is a predicted model, not a curated record.